GGUUAUAAUGACGUCAGCUUCCACGGGUCUGACCAGAUCCCGACGCCCAACAUUGACUUCCUGGCGUAUAACGGCGUACUUCUGAACAACUACUACGUCAGUCCCAUCUGUACACCCACACGGAGCGCUCUACUUACUGGCAGACAUCCUAUACAUACUGGUAUGCAGCACAAUGUCAUAUUUGGAGCCCAGCCGUACGGACUUCCCCUGAAUGAGACGCUACUGCCCCAGUACCUGAACAAACUUGGAUACCGCUCCAGGAUUGUUGGGAAGUGGCACCUGGGUAUGUUCCAGUGGGAGUACACGCCACUGUACCGAGGGUUCGAGUCCCACAUCGGAUACUACCAGGGCUGCGAGGACUACUAUGAGCACACCUACGAGGCCAAUUUGGCUAUGUGGGGUGUAGACUUCCAGCGCGACAAAGAUCUGUUGUGGAACUACACGGGCCCCGUUGUUUCUGUACCUGCCGUUCCAAGCUGUGCACAGUGCAGACGGAGACGGGCCACACCUCCAGGCGCCGGUGAAGUACAUCCAGAGGUUUGGGUAUAUCGAGAACCGCGACCGCAGGAUCUACGCUGCCAUGGUGUCUGCCCUUGACGAUGCUGUGGGCGCCGUCUACGAUGCUCUCAAGACCUCCGGAAUGCUCCAGAACUCUGUCAUUGUGUUCACCACAGACAAUGGCGGGCCCGCUAACGGCUUUGACUACAACGCUGCCAACAACUUCCCACUCAGAGGUGUGAAGGCCACGCUGUGGGAGGGCGGGGUGCGGGGUGUGGGUUUCCUGCACAGCCCACUCCUGCACACUCAGGGCUAUGUCUCCGAGCAGAUGCUCCACGUCUGUGACUGGCUACCCACGCUGUACGCAGCGGCCGGGGGUGACCCCUCCACUCUACACAACCUGGACGGCUUCAACGCCUGGGACAUGCUGAGUCGAAAUUCCAGUGGGGUUCGAACUGAGAUGCUUCACAACAUUGACCCUAUCGGAGACUUUGCCGGUGUGCGUGUGGGUGACUACAAGCUGUUGAUCGGUGACGUUGGCAUGAGAUGGGAUGGCUGGUAUCCUCCUUAUCAGCUUGCUGGCGAUGAGAUCACGCUCAACUAUUUGAACUUCACAGACGAUCUCACGGAAAGCGUCACACAAGAUAGCCGCAGACGAGAGCUGGAGCAGAAAUAUCGCGAGUAUUGGGGGCCAGAGAUUUUGUCGAGACUUGAAGAUUUGCACUCGUCUGGUAAAAAGACUGGUGCGGAGCUGAUGUUCCACUCGGAGAAAUCUUUGGGCCAGGUGUCCAGCACGAACUGGGACAGGGUCCGGGGCACGCCCGUGCGCAUUGAGUGUGGUGUGAAACCGGCAAAUGCCAGCACCAACUGUGACCCGCGCAAGUCGCCAUGUUUGUUCCACAUCCCGACUGACCCGUGCGAGUACAACAACAUUGCUGAGAGCCACACGGAAGUGGUGA
Aplysia californica (California sea hare) is the source of this 1457-nucleotide messenger RNA. Its product is annotated as arylsulfatase I. The record is from RefSeq and is a predicted model, not a curated record. Lineage: Eukaryota; Metazoa; Mollusca; Gastropoda; Aplysiida; Aplysiidae.